Molecule: messenger RNA, 1528 nt
Organism: Girardinichthys multiradiatus
Lineage: Eukaryota; Metazoa; Chordata; Actinopteri; Cyprinodontiformes; Goodeidae
Gene: ndfip1l
Product: Nedd4 family interacting protein 1, like
Exons: 7
Coding region: 155-784 (209 amino acids)
Biological process (GO): ubiquitin-dependent protein catabolic process; metal ion transport; positive regulation of protein ubiquitination
Cellular component (GO): Golgi apparatus; perinuclear region of cytoplasm; endoplasmic reticulum
Molecular function (GO): WW domain binding
Source: RefSeq, a predicted model, not a curated record
GACCUUCACGGUAUUACCAGCUUCAUUUCCUCGAAGAGAAGCAGUUUUCCAUUUUGUUGACUGUUGUCAGUUUUAGUUUACAGGGUUACAUCAUUUUGUCCUCAUUUGGGUGGAAUUAUCUGUUAGCUGUAGAUUACCUGCCGUUUGGAGCGGAAUGGCGGAGUCGAGCGUCAGGUAUCAGCAGCUGCCCAACGAGGAGGAGACGGAGGAGAGUCCCGAGCUUGCAUCCGAUGCUCCCCCUCCAUACAGCAGCAUCACACUGGACAGUCCUGACUACUUUGACAAGGAAGGCGGAGUUUUCCCCAAGCCUCCAUCCUACAACGUAGCGACUACGCUACCUUCCUAUGACGAAGCAGAACGAACUAAAGCUCAGACUUCUGCUCCCCUGGUAACUGGAAGAGAUGAGGACUUUGUCACAAGAGAUGAUUUUGAUGAUGCCGAUCAACUGAGAAUAGGAAAUGAUGGCAUCUUUAUGCUCACGUUCUUCAUGGCCUUCUUGUUCAACUGGAUCGGCUUUUUCUUGUCCUUCUGUCUGACCACUUCGGCAGCCGGACGCUACGGGGCCAUCUCGGGCUUCGGACUCUCCCUCAUCAAAUGGAUUCUCAUCGUCAGGUUCUCCACAUACUUCCCGGGUUACUUUGAUGGGCAGUACUGGCUGUGGUGGGUGUUUCUGGUGUUGGGCCUCUUGCUCUUUCUCCGCGGAUUCAUCAAUUAUGUCAGAAUCCGUAAGAUGGCUGACGCUUUCUCCACUCUGCCCCGUACCCGAGUCCUAUUUAUCUACUGAGCCCACAAACAACUUUUAUUUGUUGUUAUUUUUCAUGUUUCUUUUUACAUUUUCCAAUCAGAAGGGGCCAGGAGCAUAUUUUCCUCUCAUUGAAACAAAUUGAACAGUUAGACAUCAGUCGCUCCAUUUUUGGUGUAAAACGCUCUACAGCACUUGCGUUGUUAAUGGUGAACUGUAGAGUGCUUUCUAUAAUUAUGAAAUUUGAAAUGUUUGAGUACCUUACUCACAGUUCUGUUGUAGCUGUUCUCUCUUUCAGCCACCAGGGGGCAGUAUUGUAUGCGUUAUUUUUCCUCAAAUAAUGGCUCUUCUGCGCAGGAAGACGCCGAUUCUCAGCCCAGGGCUCUGUGUGUGAUUCAGGGGAUAUGGGAUGAUGCUUUUCAGUUUAAUGUGCUUUUACCUUCUCUGACCAAUGCGGUUUGUUGCUAAUGAAAUAAUAAGCCAUGCAGUAGAUGUAAAGGGAAUAUUUUUAGGUUUAUAUAUUUUUUUGUGGGUUCAGCUGCUAAGAGGACCGUUUAAAAAGCAGGUAAGGGACCACAUUUUACCAUAAAGAUAUUUUUUUUUAUGCAUUCAGAAAUUGUCUACCUACCUGGUGUCAGAGAUAUUUUUACCUUUUUAUUAUCUGCUAAGAUGUUUAAGUUGAUCACAAAAAAAACAAAAAACGUUUGGAUUUGUUUAUAAUUUGUUAUCUGGAUUUAGAUGUGCAGUGUGACAUUUCAAACUAAUAAAUCAUUGCAACACCUUAAA